Molecule: messenger RNA, 3674 nt
Organism: Drosophila bipectinata
Lineage: Eukaryota; Metazoa; Arthropoda; Insecta; Diptera; Drosophilidae
Gene: Naa15-16
Product: N-alpha-acetyltransferase 15/16
Biological process (GO): N-terminal peptidyl-methionine acetylation
Cellular component (GO): NatA complex; cytoplasm
Molecular function (GO): protein binding
Source: RefSeq, a predicted model, not a curated record
UGUGUGUGACCGUGCAUGCGUGUGUGUAUAGUUCUGGUUCGUGGUGUCGAGUUAGAAAUUUGCUCGUGCUCGCAGUGCGCCGUUUUUGCCGUGUUUGUCCCUCUGCGUGUGUGCACCUUCUAGAAACUGUAAUCCAGCCAACUUAAGCUUCAGCUCUAGUCCCAGGCAGAGGUAGAGGCAGCUCAAGCUACAGAAGCAGCACACUUCGCAAAAUCCGUUAUCCGGUGCGAGCCAGGCGAGACGACAGUCAGCAACUAAAGAAGAACAAGACCGAGAAUAAGAAGAAGCAGAAGCAGCGUUGCAGAGAUGCCUUCCAACGAUCCACUGCCACCCAAGGAGGGUGCGCUCUUCCGCAAGCUACUUAAAUGCUAUGAACUGAAGCAGUACAAAAAUGGGCUUAAGCUGGCGAAGCAGAUUCUCUCAAACCCCAAGUACAUGGAGCACGGCGAGACGCUGGCAAUGAAAGGACUCACCCUGAACGGGCUCGGGCGGAGGGAGGAGGCCUACAAGUAUGUUCGACUGGGUUUAAGAAACGACCUGCGCUCCCACGUCUGCUGGCACGUUUACGGACUGCUACAGCGGAGUGAUAAAAAGUACGACGAAGCCAUCAAGUGCUACCGCAACGCGCUCAAGUGGGAAAAGGAUAAUCUGCAGAUCCUGAAGGAUUUGUCGUUGCUGCAGAUACAGAUGCGGGACCUGGAGGGCUACAAGGAGACUCGACACCACCUGUUCACGCUGCGACCCUCGCAACAAGCCUCCUGGAUUGGGUUCGCCAUGAGCUACCACCUAGUGAGGGACUACGAUAUGGCCAACAACAUCCUGGAGACUUUUAGCCAGUCGCAAAACUCAAUUGAGGCGCAUGACUACCGCCAUUCGGAGCUCUUACUUUACCAGAAUCAGAUACUCAUAGAAUCGGAACGGUUGCAGCAGGCGUUGGACCACCUCAUAAAAUAUGAGUCCCAGAUAGUGGACAAACUGGCCGUCCGGGAGACUAUGGGCGAUCUUUACAUCAAACUGCAGCAGCAGGAAAAGGCUGUGCCAAUCUUCGAGUCGCUGAUCCGCCGCAAUCCCGAAAACGUGCUCUACUACGAGCAGUAUCUCGCUGCCCGCCAGCUCACUGAUUCCAGCGCUGUGGUGGCCGCUUACCGCGUGUUCCAGGAGCAGUACCCGCGUGCUCUCUGUCCUCGCCGUCUGCCGCUGAAUGUUGCUAGCGGAAGCGAAUUCCGUAUAGUAGCCGAUGAGUACCUUCGUCGAGGGCUCCGUAAGGGAAUUCCGCCGCUCUUCGUUAAUGUGCGCACGCUGCAUCAGAAGUCAGAGAAGGCGACUACCAUCGAGGAGCUGGCAUUGCAGUAUUUCGAGAACCUCACCCGAUCGGGACACUUUUCGCGGGAAGAUGCCGACGCCGGGGUUCCAGUUGAGCCAGCGUCCGCGCUUGUAUGGACAGCCUUGUUUUUGGCGCAGCACUAUGACUAUAUGCGCGAUACGGAUCGGGCUCUCGAGUACAUCAACGUUGCAAUUGACCACACACCCACGUUGAUCGAGCUGCUCAUCACCAAGGGACGAAUUUUCAAGCACGCGGGUGACCCGGUUGAAGCUUACGUGUGGCUGGAGGAGGCACAAAGCAUGGACACGGCGGACCGAUAUAUAAACUCAAAAUGCGCCAAGUAUAUGCUGCGCGCCAACAUGGUGAGCGAAGCUGAAGAGAUUUGCGCCAAGUUCACCCGGGAGGGCGUUUCGGCCAUGGACAACUUAAACGAGAUGCAGUGCAUGUGGUUCCAGACGGAGUGUGCUCUCGCCUACCAGCGAAUGGGUCGGUGGGGAGAGUCUUUGAAGAAGUGCCACGAAGUGGAGCGACACUUUGCAGAGAUCGUGGAGGACCAAUUCGACUUCCACACCUAUUGUAUGCGCAAGAUGACGCUCCGUGCCUACGUGGGCUUGCUGCGCCUAGAGGAUGUGUUGAGACAGCAUCCCUUCUACUUUAAGGCAGCUAAGUGUGCCAUUGAAGUGUACAUUCGUCUGUACGAUAAGCCGCUCAAAUUGGAGGCGACUAUCGAGGAGAUUGACAUAGAAAACCUGCCUCCCUCGGAGCUGAAAAAGCUCCGCAGCAAGCAGCGCAAGGCCAAAAAGAAAGCCGAAUUGGAGAGUGCGCAGGCCGCGCAGGCGCAGGUGAAGCGCGAGCAGCAUCAGAAAUCGAAGCAACAAGCUAAUCAAGAGACCGAUCCGGACGCCCCGCAACUGGAUGAGCUGGUGGCAGAGAAGCUGGAACGAACGGACGAUCCACUGGAGAAGGCUAUCGACUUCUUGAAGCCGCUGCAACAGCUGGCCAAGGAGCGGAUCGAAACGCACCUGCUGGCCUUCGAGGUGUACUACCGCAAGAACAAGCUGCUUCUCAUGUUGCAGUCCAUUCAGCGAGCUCGCGCCGUCAACCCUGCGCAUCCUGAGGUCCACAGCUGCAUCAUUCGAUUCAUGAAGUCUUUGGCUGCUACCAUAAAACAGCAGCCGCUAAACGAGCAUGUUCAGCAAGUGCUGGACAAGGCCACCAAAGAACUGAUAGGCAACAGGACGCCCCAACAGCUCAACGACGAGUUUAUUGCCAAGCACAACGCUUCCAUUCUGCAUUUAUAUGAGGGAGCCCGAAGUUUGUACGAGCUGGAUCACAGCAAAAAGGCCGCAGCGAUUCAACUGGUCACUAGCUUUAAUCUGAGCAAGAUUACUCUAGAGGAGGCCAUCAAGGUCUACACAGCGUUGCGGGACGGCGAUGUGUUCGGAGAGUGUGAUUCAGAAGCAGCCGCAUAUCAGCAGGCGUGCCACGAACGGUUCCAGUAUGCCCGCGUAUUUCGUAAUGUCGAGGAGCUGGAAGCGCAGCUGCAGGAAAAGGAGGCCGCCAAACUGCGCGCCGAGGAAGAGCAGCAGCAGUUGAAUCACAUUAAUUUCAGUUCAAGCGAACCGGUGUCGGAUUCGGUCACGGCAGCAGCUGCGUCUUAGGAACCAACAAGACUGCUUAACAACUCCAACAACCAUAGCCACAUGGACAGUGACAGGGACACCAGAACCUGCGGCAACAAUAACAAAAAGCAACUCUUUCAAGCAAAAAACCUUAUGAAAAGCAAAAAGCUAAACUCUAUAAACAACGGCAACCACAAUAAAAAUCACUAUUAAUUAUAACCAACACAGUGCUAAGAUGAAGAGGCUGAGCUGAGCCGAGCCGAGCGAAGUGAGGCAACGCCGAUCUGACCUGUGUGGCUUUUGAGACAUAUUCAAUUUGACACUGCAAUCCGACGGUGGGGUGGCCGGUUUGCGAAACGGUAUGGUAGUUAAAAGCGGACCGAUCAAGCUUGCGAACACCCCCACUCAUCUUCUUAUACGCCCUAUCCACACAGCAUCCAGAAUCCGGCAUCUAUCAUCAGAACGAGGGGAAGCGAUAUGUGCAAGUUGCAUAUCCGUUCCGGCUCUGCGGGACUUUAGAAAUUGGAACAAAGUGAAUAUUUUCAGACAUUUGCUUGAUUUUUAAUUACACAUUUAAUUUUUUUUUAUUUUUAACGAAAGCAUUGUAUGUACAUAUAAAGUCGUAAUUAAUUAUACGCAAACCGAAACCUUAAUUUGUAAUGACAGAAACACCUGUAAAACACAACAUGCAUAUACUACAUACAAAUGUAUUAUGAUUCUAACUUGUA